Molecule: messenger RNA, 1953 nt
Organism: Cladophialophora yegresii CBS 114405
Lineage: Eukaryota; Fungi; Ascomycota; Eurotiomycetes; Chaetothyriales; Herpotrichiellaceae
Exons: 1
Coding region: 1-1953 (650 amino acids)
Source: RefSeq, a predicted model, not a curated record
AUGCCAUGGCCCGCGAAGCCUCCUAUGACCCUCAAGGAGGCCAAGCGGGCAUACAAGCGAGAUGGCGCGACCCUCCGAUACACCGCGUCACAAAUGGCCCGCGCCGACAGGAUCGAUGCCCGGGAAGAGAAGCGCAAGAAAGAACUAGAAAAAGAAAGACAAAGAGUUGAGAACAAGCGUAAGCGGGAGGAGAAAGCGGACAGAGAACGAAGAGUAAGGCAGAAGAUGCUGGAGGAGGGCAGGAUUGGCAUUGAGGAUACUUGGGGCAAGGUUACCGCAAGCCAACCUAGGUUGAACACGUUCUUCGGGCAAAAGGCCGUCGCCGCGUCAGUGAAGGGCGACCAAGGGGAUCUCAUCAGCGCGCAACAUGAGUCUGCUGUGACAGAGGAUAUCGUCGCCGAUGACAAGUCACACGGGCAUCAGGAUGCUGUGCAGGAGGAAAUACCAACAAUCGUGUCAGAAGCUGUUCACCCUCCUCGUCCUAGGACGACAGACCCGACACUGACUUCUGCACACAAAAGCCAACCCGGCCAAGCAAGAACGUCUUCUUCGGGCCGCGAUCGACCCCCAGUACUAAGAGUGCUCAGUUCUUCACUAGCCAACGCCCGCUCAUCAGCACCGGCAGGGACUGCCCACAAACCACAGUGCGAAACAUUAUCGAGUUGUGCCGAGCUUACACAAAGUAGCCUACCUGUUUCGUUAGGUCCCGCAGUAUCACCCAGAGCUAUAGGAAAGUCUUUCUGUGAUCCGCCACGAUCAGUGGGGAGUAAUGCUCUUUCAGCGGGCUCUUCGGGCUCUCCGACGGUACUACUUCCUGCGAGAGUAGAAAUCGAUGCAGGCAGGGAAAAGGGCGAGCACAAAGGACAUAGGCUAGGGCAUUUUACACCCGAACGGGAAGGGUUCAGCAAAUCCGCGACGGCAGGAGCGAAGCCUCCACGUUCAACUGUCGACGUGGACGAAAACGAUGAUUUCACGGAUGGUAUCGACGACGAAACAUUUCUCAUGCUAUGUGCGACACAAGAGCCCAUCCUAGUCGCUCCCUCAACGCGCCCGGGUGAGACUCUGACAUCCCCAACCUCCGCCGCCGACACGCGAAUCUGUCCAUCGCCCGAGGAAAGCUCAAGGGCAGAACCUGUAACAAAAAACAGCAGAACCACACAGGCCACAAACGAGUCAACGAAAGAAUUGUCGGAAAGCUUCAACUCGGAAUUUAACGAGAUCGAUGACGAAGACCUCCUCGCUCUCGUUGAAGAAGUCGAGGCCGAGCAAGCUACAACAAAACAAAGACCGACAGAAGCACCAGCGAUAAAGAGCGAGCGAGCGAGGCCAACACCUCUACCGCAGCAGCAACCACUGAGGGCACGCGAAAAGCCGAAGCCACAGUUUGUCGCGCCGCGUGGAAGACGGAUAAUCACGAGGCAAGGGGCCCUCAACCAAGAGGCGAAAGCUCGGACGCCAAAACCGCAGAAUCCUGUAGAGGAAUCAGUGAAGCUGAAGGCAAUUCCGAAUCCCUCGCGAGCAUAUACAAUGCCACGGAACCAAAGGGUCUCAGUAUCCAGUCCAUCUGAUACCCGAGCAACAGAGCCAAAUGGAAGGGCGAGCUGGACGAGUGCCCGAGCGACUGGCACGAAUUCCGGCGCUAUGGGCAGCAAUGGUCAAGCUAGUGUUCUCACUCCGCGAGCGAGAGGUUCGACUGCGAGCUGGGUAGAGACCAAACAUCCCGCACAUAACCAGAGUAUCUCACCUUCACAUCCGCAGCUGUGCCCUCCUGGACCACCUCCCACGCCUGCCCCUUGGCCUAAAGCAGUGAAAAGACAUCGCUAUCCCUGGGACGUCAAACCCGUGGAUGAGUUCCCUGAGUUGGGUCCCUCAACGCAGGCCUUGUCCUUGGAGUUGCUCGCACAAGUGGAAGCCCAAAUCAGGGACGAGGAGCGAAAGCUUUACACACGGUGA